Messenger RNA from Darwinula stevensoni, 1225 nucleotides. The record is from the annotation of a GenBank genome assembly. Lineage: Eukaryota; Metazoa; Arthropoda; Ostracoda; Podocopida; Darwinulidae.
UUUCAGAUUUGAUUUAGGGAAAAGCUUUUGUAAUAUGGCCCAUGGAUUAUAGCAUUAUUGGUCUAGCCUAGACUCAUCAUACAAACAAAGGCUUUGUGCAAGACAACAGAGACAAGUUUGGACCCAUGAAUAGGCCUGUUGGCUAGGGCCUACAUGGUAGUUUGUGACAACAGACUGAGGUUGAAUUGUGGCAAAGCCCAACAUAGGAAUUGGUGUUUUUCCAGAUGGUUGACAAGCUGGUGAAUAGCGAGGCAAAUGCUCGGCGCAUCCAGAUGGUUGAGAGCUGCUUUGGCAGUUCUGGUCAGCCACUUCAAGUACCAGGAAGAGUUCUUGUUGGAGAAGGUGUACUAACAAAAAUGUGUAGAAAGAAACCUAAGGCAAGACAGUUCUUCCUUUUCAAUGAUAUCCUGGUAUAUGGAAAUAUACUCAUCCAAAAGAAAAAGUAUACAAAGCAGCAUAUCAUUCCUCUUGAAGAGGUAAAACUCAGGCCAAUGGAGGAUGAAGGUGCUUUGAAGAAUGGCUGGCUCAUUUGCACAGCAUCAAAAUCCUUUGCCGUCUAUGCAGCUACAGACACUGAGAAGCAGGAAUGGAUGGCUCACAUUUCUAAGUGCAUUGAAGACCUCAUAAAAAAAAGUGGGAAGAAACCUGCAGCAGAGCAUGCUGCUGUCUGGGUUCCAGACUCAGCAGCAUCCAUUUGCAUGCAUUGCAAAAAGACUCAAUUCACCACUUUCAACCGCCGGCAUCACUGUCGCAAAUGUGGAUCCGUAGUGUGUGGCCCAUGUUCAAACCGGAAGUUUCUUCUUCCCAGCCAGAGUAAUAAGCCUUUGAGAGUAUGCAAUGCCUGCUACAACACUCUCUCACGACAGAGAGCUGGGGAUCUGCCUUCUUCCUCAACUGCAGAAGUGGGAGAUGAAGGGGAAGGAAGUUCUGGUGAGGAAGAUUCUGAUGAUGAAUGGGAUUCUCCUGCUCAGAAAUACAAUCAGCGGCCUCAGGUCCCAACAUUUUAUAGAGAUGGAGAGAUUUGAAGAUGUGUGCCGUCAGUUUUGUGCAAGAGUGUGUCUCAUUUUUCUUCUUUUUCAUCUUCUCUUCCUUUGCCACAUAAUACUACACUGAUGUGAUAUGACUAUCUGGGCAGGUACAGAGAGAAGAACUCCAAUAAAUAAACUACCUAUUUUAUAGCAUACUCAUGUGCUUUUUUUAUAUCCAAGAUGCAGCAUUACCUCCC